Molecule: messenger RNA, 864 nt
Organism: Alternaria conjuncta
Lineage: Eukaryota; Fungi; Ascomycota; Dothideomycetes; Pleosporales; Pleosporaceae
Exons: 1
Coding region: 1-864 (287 amino acids)
Biological process (GO): nucleoside phosphate metabolic process; ribose phosphate metabolic process
Molecular function (GO): ADP-ribose pyrophosphatase activity; ADP-glucose pyrophosphatase activity
Source: RefSeq, a predicted model, not a curated record
AUGCCAUCCACCUUCCAGCUGUCAGCUUGGGAGCCUGCCAUACGCGUCACAGUUGCAGACGGCCACACUCUCGACGAGGCGAAGCUGCUUGGAUUUCCAGCGUUCAAAAACUGGUUGAACGCACUCAAGAAGGACAUUAAUGUGCAAACAACUUCUGGGCACACGUUUGAGAAGGACCCAUGGCGCCUUGUGGGCGUGAAUAUACACAGCGUCACCGUCUUUGAGGGCGGCAAGAUAGGCUUCAUGACGAUCGAAGCCCUGAUGAGAAAGGGUGCUAAAAGUCUUGAUCGAGUCAUCUUCUUGCGCGGUGGAAGUGUAGCUGUUCUGAUGAUACUACGACCCAAGGACAACAGGAAAGAGCGAUAUGUCAUUCUCACAGAGCAGCCACGGAUCGGCGCAUGCAGCACUGCUUUCCUAGAGAUUCCUGCAGGAAUGUUGGAUGACAAGUCUGGCAAUGUGAUCGGGAAGGCGAUGGAGGAAAUCUACGAAGAGACGAGCCUAAAGGUCAACGCAGAUGAGUUGAUCGACAUGACCGCGAUGGCUCUUGAGCAGUCUCAAACAAACGAGCAUCUUCAACCAGCUGUGUAUAUGAGCCCUGCAAAUCUGGACGAGUACAUCCCGCUGCUAUUAUGGGAGAAAGAACUGGACCGAACCGAGAUCGAGAAUUUGAAGGACAAGUUAACGGGCGAACGUGCCAAGGACGAAUGGAUCACUUUGCGCGUCCGCGAUUACGAAGUGCUCUGGACAGAAGGCGCAAGGGAUGCUAAGACGCUCAGUGCCUGGGCGCUGUACGAGGCAUUGAAUAAGAUCGGCAAAAUUGAAGAGCGAUUAAAGCAAAUUCGUAUAGGUCGGACAAAGGGAUGA